AUGACCAGAACCUAUGCCACUCGUAGUCGCGCUGUCCAGCGCGCAGCCACUCCCGAAACCUCUGAACUCACUGGUGAGCCUCAGGGAAUCUUCCUUCCCAUUAACCCCGAACGUUCAGUCGUCUCAGACGUCGAACGGGACGAAAGUCCUCCCGCCGAGCCUCGGCGUCGCUCUUACAGUGACGUCAUCGCAAAGCGUGUAGUACCUUCUACGGAAGAGAAUUCUAAUAGUGAAAACAAAUUAGCUCUUGACGAAGAGUCUAGUGUAUUCGUAACAACUCAGCGUGAAUUAAAUCCUGAGCAGGUGAAAACCGUAAAAACUGCCGUUGGCGGCAUGAAUGCAAAAGAACGAGACCUGAUUUCGAGAAGGAAUCAGGCUGUGCGAGAUAAGGCUCGGGCCCAUGAGCCGCUCGCAAACCUUGGAGAAGGCCCCUCCAAGGACAAGGGAAAAGGAAUUGACCCCCGUAACUGGGGGAACCUUGACUUGUCAGAUGAUGAGGAUCUGAACCCAGCUGCACAAGCGAAAGCUUACGGAGCCUUGCAGAAACACCAGCGUGAGGUUGCUACACUCGACAAACAUGCGGGAGGAUCACUCCUCCCACCCGCGGCCAUGAAACCUGCCGAGAACGUAAACGAUGUACUGUUGCGUGAACUCCAGGCCUUGAGAGCUGAAAACUCUAAGCUAAAGGAAGAAAAACUCAGUAAAAGAGCUAAAAAGAAGGCACGGAUCCAACUACCUUUGGCGGAUCCUGUGUCUAUCUCUCGAGGUGUAGCCUUUCAGAUGGCUAUAGGUAAUAGUCGGCAAGCGCCCCAAACCCCGAUACUACCUAGUAAUCAGUUACCUGCUGAAAGCUAUCUUGGACGAGCUUUUGCGGCAGCUAGGCCUGUUGAUCCUAGUGGUAGUAACGAUCCUAGUUUGUCAGAUAACUCAUAA
Messenger RNA from Pleurotus ostreatus (oyster mushroom), 933 nucleotides. RefSeq lists its product as uncharacterized. The record is from RefSeq and is a predicted model, not a curated record. Lineage: Eukaryota; Fungi; Basidiomycota; Agaricomycetes; Agaricales; Pleurotaceae. Bases 1 to 933 code for a protein of 310 amino acids. The transcript has a single exon.